UUCAUGAACACUCAAUUCCUUAAACCUCCUAUUGAAUGUUGCGGCCGAUCGUUUUCAUCCGACCCCUGAUAAGAAAAGUGUUACAAUGAAAAGAGAUGCUUUAUAUGCAGUUCCACAGAAGGGAAGGGAGGCGGAGCCGAUGUGUCCAGCAACUGCGGUGAAGCGAGCUAGGGCUUCUAACGACAAAAAGGAUCGAAGAAUUCGAGUUCUCAAACAAGGCGGUUCAGCAAAUGGAGCUUCUUGUUUUAACCACAUUGGAUGGGAGAAUGUGUUCAAUUACUCCAUUUCGUUUUAUCGGGCUGCUGCAACUUCACUGGCAGGCAUGCUGAUGGUUCAUUGCCAGUUGAAGAUUUUAAUCUUGAGUUGGAGAAUCAAAGCGGAGAGAAGGUGAAGUUGGGAACCAAAGACGAUCAACGAUGUUGGGAAGGGAGCUAUAGCAAGUGAGAUCUUGCUUUAGAAAUCUCUGUGUCUGUCAUCAUUUUAGAGGACAUUGUACAUAAAACAAGUAUGGUACGUUAAAGUUAUUUAGGUAUUCAAGAUUUUUUUAUUUAAGUAAAAUUGUUGUUACACUAAUUAGUAUAUUAAGCAUAUGCAUUUUUUUUGCAUUUUUCG
Helianthus annuus (common sunflower) is the source of this 612-nucleotide messenger RNA. RefSeq lists its product as uncharacterized. Bases 86 to 391 code for a protein of 101 amino acids. The transcript has 4 exons. The record is from RefSeq and is a predicted model, not a curated record. NCBI's taxonomy places the organism in Eukaryota, Viridiplantae, Streptophyta, Magnoliopsida, Asterales, Asteraceae.